Leptidea sinapis is the source of this 1101-nucleotide messenger RNA. RefSeq lists its product as uncharacterized. The transcript is spliced from 3 exons. The coding region runs from base 1 to 1101 and encodes 366 amino acids. NCBI's taxonomy places the organism in Eukaryota, Metazoa, Arthropoda, Insecta, Lepidoptera, Pieridae. The record is from RefSeq and is a predicted model, not a curated record.
AUGGAAAUAGACACACAAACAGAAAGCACAUUAAAAAAACAAAAUCCUCCCCCAAGCCGACUGGUCCUCGUGGGGGAAAAAGACCAAGACCCUCUAAAGACAGAGACAAAAAAUAAAACAAGAAACAACCUGUUUAUUGCAACAUUAAAUGUAAGAUCCCUAAGAACGCCAGAAAAACUUAUAGAAUUAGAAGAAGCAACAAAAUAUUUAAAAUGGGACAUCAUAGGAGAAAUUGCAGGAAUGUAUGGAGUAGGAUUCUUAGUUAAAAAGAAACUUGCAAGAGGCAUAGAAGAAAUAAAAGGUGUUACGGAGCGAAUUGCUAUCUUAAAUAUAAAAUUACCACUGCAAAAUGAGAAAUAUAGCAUGUGGUCCAAAAUACAGGCCUAUUCACCAACCGAGUCAUGCAGAAAAGAUGAUGUCGCAAAGAUAGAUAUAUUUUAUAAAGAUUUACAAGAUGUCUUAGAAACUUCACAUAAGAAUAUUGUUUUAAUGGGAGACUUUAGUGGACAAAUUGGACAGAGACAUUUAGGAGAGCAAUAUACAGUAGGAGAACACGGGAUGGAAAAGAAGACAGUAAUUUCAGAUAAAACAAAAGAAUUGUUGGAUGAAAGGAAAACCUUAUUACUAAACAAGAAAGACAAUAAGAAAAAAAUAACUGAGUUGAGCAAAAAGAUUAAUGAGAGGAUAGGAAAAGAUAGAAAGGUGAGAAGAGAAACAACCUUAACAAAAUAUAUUGAAACUAAUGGUGGAGUAAAGAAGGCUUUCAAAGAACUGAACAAUAAAAAGGAUUGGAUGUCAAGUUUUAAAAAAAUGAACGGAAAUCUUACUAGCAAGAGACCAGAUAUCCUGAGAAUCGCUACGGAUUACUACCGGAAACUUUAUAGCAGCAACCAAAAUGCAAAACGUGAUCGUUGCUUCGAAGACUUUACAAUCACAGAACCAGUGCCUAGCAUUCUUCAGAAAGAAGUAACAAAUGCUAUUAAAAGCCAGAAAUUAGAAAAAGCUCCAGGGCCAGAUCAAAUAACUAAUGAGCUCCUUAAAACCAUAUCACCAGUUGACCAUAAACCAUAUAACAACACCACACCUGACAGAUAUUUUUAA